Urocitellus parryii (Arctic ground squirrel) is the source of this 4074-nucleotide messenger RNA. NCBI's taxonomy places the organism in Eukaryota, Metazoa, Chordata, Mammalia, Rodentia, Sciuridae. The record is from RefSeq and is a predicted model, not a curated record.
CCGUGGGCGGGGAGGAGCCGCCUCCAUUGGACCGCCCCACGGCAUCACGGGAGCGCGCCCUGCGCCUGGCAGCCUCCGGCUUUCCACGCACCUGCACCUGCGUAGCCCUCCUAGGCGCUCUUUCAGAGGAGGGACUCCUGACGCGUUCAGGGAUUCUUUUUGCACCCAGCUCUCUUAUGGAAGGUCGAUGUUCUCCGUGGAAACGCUGAGCUUCUCUUAAACGGGAUAGGUGGAACUUUGCUCCCAGACAGCCCGGAACCACAAGUCGGGAGCACAGCGUUUCCUAAUUGACCUCUUUAGCGAUCACUUCCGCCCAGGGGCCUGGAAUACCUGAGACCCUUCGGCGGCGAACGACGGGCAAGGCACUUCCGGUUUCUGUUGCUAAGGCGCGGGCCCGGUGGGCGGUAGAGACAACAGUAUUGGCGUCGUCCUCUCCCCCCUUCCCGGGGGUCGAGAUGUCGGGUCUUAGCCGUUUAGAGAUGGAGGGCUGUCGUCACCUGCUCGGCUUACUGGACAACGACGAGAUCAUGGCCCUAUGCGACACCGUCACCAACCGCCUAGUGUACCCUGAGGACCGCCAAGAUGCUAUUCGUGCAAUAUUAGUGUAUAGUCAAAGUGUAGAAGAGCUUCUUAAACGUAAAAAAGUCCACCGAGAAGUCAUAUUUAAGUACUUGGCAACACAGGGGGUGGUAAUACCUCCAACUACUGAAAAACACAAUCUAAUUCAGCAUACAAAAGAUUACUGGGAAAAGCAAUUGCAACUGAAACUGAAGGAAACACAGGAGCCAGUUACAAAGACAGAGGACCUCGGACUCUUUCAGCAGGCAAAAGAAGGAAAAAAUGCUGAAAAAGUUGAUUUUCGUCGCCUAGGAGAAGAAUUCUGCCGUUGGUUCUUUGAACUUCUUAAUUCUCAGAAUCCUUUUCUGGGCUCACCUCAAGGUGAAUGGGGACCACAACACUUCUGGCAUGAUGUCAAACUUAGGUUUUAUUACAAUACUUCAGAACAAAAUGUGAUAGACUACUAUGGAGCAGAAAUUGUAAGCCUUCGUUUAUUGUCACUAGUAAAAGAAGAAUUUCUUUUUCUCAGCCCCAACCUAGAUUCCCGUGGACUAAAAUGUGCUUCUUCCGCACAUGGGUUAGUUAUGGUUGGUGUUGCGGGCACUGUUCAUCGAGGGAACACUUGUAUGGGCAUUUUUGAACAAAUUUUUGGACUUAUCCGCUGCCCUUUUGUGGAAAAUACUUGGAAAAUCAAAUUUAUCAAUCUGAGAAUUGUUGGAGAAAGUUCCCUUGCUCCUGGAACAACACUGAAACCAGCUGUUAAAUUUGAACAGAGUGACCUAGAGGCCUUUUAUAAUGUAAUCACUUCGUGUGGUGACAACGAACUAAAACUUACUGUAAGGCAAACAGUGGAUAGUGGGACUGGAGACCAAGCUUUAUGUAGUGGAAAUGAGGCAUUGUUAGAAAAAAAGAGAAUUGAGUUUACCUAACCCUCUAGAGCAUUGAGCACUGUUAUAUCAGCUUAAAAAGUCUUCCAUGUGGAAACUUUUCAAAUACUGCAUCAGUAAUUUCUAAGUUAUUUCAGAUGUAAGGAUUGACAUAUUUUAGUUCAAAUGCUUUCUGGACUACAGACUGACACAUUAUGUGAAUACUUGGCCUAUUUCUACCUGAGUUUCAUCAAAUGUUCUGGAGAGCUUACUGCAGUUUAUCAAAUAAAUCCCACUUUAGAUGUUGUAUAUAACUGUGUGCCUUAGAAACCAGGUAAUAUCUUAAUUUUCACUUAGUAGUUAUUGGUAUCUAUAUUUUCCAUACAGCAAAGGAUUAGUAGUGUUCUAGGCUAUCCUCUUUAAGUUUUUCAUUUACUUUGAUCAAGGUCUGGAUAUUGAAUAUUUUCCAAAUGCAUCUCAGUACAGUAUUGUUUUUAAAAAUCUUAGAUAUUUUAGAGAUGGUUAAUGUCAACUCAGUAUUGUCAUUUUAGAAAACUCAAAUAACAUUCAAAAGACCAAAAAUUUAGCAGAGGGAGAAAAAUAUAAGUAUAGAACCAUUUCUCAAAGUUGGCUGCUCUGAUCCAAGCUAAAAGUCUCUUUUAAUAUGCACUGUUUUCUGAACUUUUUUGGGGAAUGAUAAAUGCUAUCCUCAAAACAGACUUUAUUCUUACCAAGGCUUCAGCCAACAGUUUUAUAGAGUAUUUAUUGUAGCACCAUAUAAAAGAAAGUAACUGUUGAAAUUUUUAAGGUGUGCCUAGAUCCAACUUAAAAAAAUGAAUUACUGUUUCCUCCUGAUUGAUAUUGAUAGAGGUGACCCCCGCUGCCCCCCAAAAAAAACAAACUUAGAACAUGGGCAUGCAUAUAUGCAAAUGCAUAAUAUAUCCUCAGUAUAAUUUAAACUUAGUUUUCACCUCUAAUUUGUGUUAUAAGAUUUGACUUAUAAGUUUGAGUUGCCAGAUUUAAAGCAACUAUGUAGUUGCUUUAAAGUUUAAGUUUCUCAUCACCCAACAACUAUUUGCUGAUACUGGAUUUAGUUAGGAAUUGUGAUUCAUAAAAGUACAUUUAGGAAAAAAUUUAAUGGGAUAAUAUAAUGAUGUUUUAUAUGUGUUAAGUUUUGACAUUUAACUCUGCUCAUGAUUAUCUAGGGGAGACAGAUGAAUAUUGGAAGCAGGAGGAAAACACUUUUUUUUAAUGAUAUGCUUCUUAUGAGGAAUACAAAUUGAUAUGUCAUAAAAAUAAGAGUAAAGGAGGGAAAUCCCUUUUGUCUGUGUAAGAAUAGUGUAUUGUUUAGAUUUACUUUACAUUUGUCUUGCUCUUAGAUAAAAUUUUAGACAUUGAGCUGAAAUAAAACAAAUUUGCUGCUAGUUACACUACUGGUAUAAAAAAAAUUAGUAAUAACGAAAACAGUCAUCUGAAAAGUAAUUAUCUCAUACUUUUAUAAGCUAGACAAUCAGGUCAUAAGUCCAUCUUUACCUGUCCUAUAACUGCUUGGGUUUAGAGUUUUAUUUCCUAGGUUUAAAGUACCAUUAUAAAAUAUAAAUAUUCUAAAUAAAUGAUAAAAUUCAAAACACUUCAUCUCUUUUGCUAUUGAUGUCAGGUAGUGCAGAAAUAUUACUAUAGAUGCUCAGGUGGGCAGGGAUUUCCUUUAGCUGUCUUCAGGAUCGCAUAUUUGAAUUUGUAGAAAGCCCAAGGAAAGCUGCAGUUUCUUCACAUUUUUAAUCAGCCUUAAAAAUUGAAAUCUAGACUUAAGUGGAUUGGGACGUUUUUUUUUUUUUUUUUUUCCAGGAGGUGAAUCCCCACAUCUGAGAACAUAGUAGGGCCUCUUGUUGAAUCGAAUAGUUAAAUGUGUGAGCCAAAAAAAGCUUACAUACUCGGGGAAAAAAAUAAUUUAUGUUUUGUUCUUGUCAGUGUUGUUUUUUUUUUGGUCAUAUAAUCUGUUUGAAUUUUAUAUGUGGAUACACAGAAACUUCUGGGCCCCUAACUAAUAGAUUUGAGAGGAGAACUACUGACCUUGAAAGCUCAGGGUGAUUGGGAUAUGUUUAAGAGCACUAAUGCUACAGAAGAUACAAGGGAAUUGAAGAAGCAGUACUGGGAAGAAAAUGUUGGGAGGAAUUAAAAUCUGUUCAUGAAAUAUGGAGCUUGAUUUAGUCCUCAAUAAUGGCUAAAAGUGUCCUUUGAAAUCUUUUACUGCCACCACAUUAGUCUGUUUAUGUUUGGGGAUGGCAGAGGUACUAGUUUUAAGUCUGUGUUGGUUUGUUAUAUCCAAAUAGCAUUUGGAAAGUCUGCAGUCAGAUAGUAUAGAAUGCAACACUACACAUAAUGCCUGAUAAUUGGGUAGUCAAAGUUGGGGAUUAUUUGAACUUUUAUUUUCUUCAGGCUGGUUUGCCAUAGCCUAAUAAUAGGGCAUAUAUGGCUAAAUACCUUUUUUUGUUAGAAUUAAAAAUAGUUUACUAGAUAAUUGCUGAGAGCCAUAGCCAAGUAGGAAUGAGGCAUGGCAUUUUUGGAUGAAAGGUGACUCCAGCAAGCCAUUGAGAUGAUAAUGAUUAUGUUAAGAUGUGCAUUCAAUUGGAGAUUAGACCCCUGUGGUCCA